Molecule: messenger RNA, 585 nt
Organism: Kockovaella imperatae
Lineage: Eukaryota; Fungi; Basidiomycota; Tremellomycetes; Tremellales; Cuniculitremaceae
Exons: 2
Coding region: 1-585 (194 amino acids)
Source: RefSeq, a predicted model, not a curated record
AUGUCGGCCUCGACUCAAGAAGUACUAUGGCUCCAGUCCCUCUGGGACGACCCGACGCUUGAUGGCCAACCGCUGACGGACUGGCAUACGAUACGCACCAAGCACCUCGGUGGCGAUGAUCCAAGCUUGUCGAUGCUUCUCGCCGCUUAUCGUGUGAAUAUCGUCAAGUUUGAACAGAGUAUCACGAGCAUCCUCCGUGAACCUCGACCCGACACAGCUACGUUGACCGCGAAUGCGGAUGAAACGCUACGCAGGAGCGCUUCCCUGCUCCAAGGACUCAAGUCGCUGCAGCUGACCAGAGACCCAGGCACAAUCCAAAUCGAGGCUUUUCAUCAACUGGAACAAGGCGCAAGAUAUUUGAAGUGGAUGCUCGAAACGAAAGAAGCUUCCGAUGCCAAGAAUCACAAGGUUGACAAAUACUCUCGUCGGGAGGAUAGAAGGCUAAUCCAGGGACUCGUCAAGGCGGCCAGUGAGCACGCCACUUGUUUGAUCACCAAUGCAGGUUUGACCGAGACUGAAGAGUGGACAGAGUGGUCGAAUAAGGCAAAGGCAUGGCGGCGUCAGGCUUCGGACGUUGAUGAGUGA